Molecule: messenger RNA, 4642 nt
Organism: Nymphalis io (European peacock)
Lineage: Eukaryota; Metazoa; Arthropoda; Insecta; Lepidoptera; Nymphalidae
Gene: Gk2
Product: glycerol kinase
Exons: 14
Coding region: 29-1738 (569 amino acids)
Biological process (GO): glycerol metabolic process; glycerol-3-phosphate biosynthetic process; triglyceride metabolic process
Cellular component (GO): mitochondrion
Molecular function (GO): glycerol kinase activity
Source: RefSeq, a predicted model, not a curated record
UACAGGUGUGCUUAAAUUGUGAUAAAUAAUGAGUUCCAAGAUUCUACGGAGACAAAAUUCUGUGGACGAGAUGCCAGUCAAGGACGGCGCCAAAAGGUCACUCAUCGGUGUCAUUGACGAUGGGACAAAGACAGUUCGAUUUGUGGUAUACGAAGCGGAAAGGUCUGAAGAAUUGGUUUCACAUCAGUUAGACAAAACAGAGGCUCAGCCGCAGGAAGGAUGGUACGAACAAGAUCCCUUAGAGAUUUUACAAAAUAUUAAAAUGUGUGCUGAAAAUGCUAUCGACCAGUUGGCUGAAUUUGGAUAUUCAAAAGACGAUAUAGUUACUUUAGGUGUGACGAAUCAAAGGGAGACGACAAUAGCAUGGGAUAAAUAUACGGGUGAACCUCUGCAUCCUGCAAUAUCAUGGAACGACAUCCGCACAGAUAGCACAGUUGAUGCGAUAUUAGCGAAAUUACCAGACCGUAACAAGAAUUAUCUUAAAAAUAUCUCCGGCUUACCAAUCAGUCCCUACUUCAGUGCUCUGAAGAUGAGGUGGAUGAAGGAUAAUGUGAUGGCCGUGAGACGAGCGAGCAGGGAUAAGAGACUACUAUUUGGUACCGUUGACUCUUGGAUCGUUUGGAACUUAACCGGAGGUGUCCACGGCGGGCUUCAUAUAACUGACGUGACAAAUGCUUCACGGACGCUGCUAAUGAAUUUAGAAACAUUGAACUGGGAUCCAAUGUUAUGUAGACUAUUUGGCAUACAUAGAGAUUCGUUACCACAAAUACGUAGCAGCGCAGAAAUAUAUGGUGCCGUCAAAGAUGGCUCUGUUUUAGAAGGCAUUAGGAUAUCAGGGAUUCUUGGCAACCAGCAGUCAGCGUUAGUCGGCCAGAACUGUCUCCAGGCCGGGCAGGCGAAGAACACGUACCGGACCGGCUGCUUCCUGCUGUACAACACGGGCCCCCGUCGCGUGCAGUCCACGCACGGCCUGCUCACCACCGUGGCCUACAAGCUGGGCCCCUCCGCGCCCGCCAUCUACGCGCUGGAAGGGUCGAUAGCAGUAGCCGGCGGUGCGAUGAAGUUCCUCCGCGACAACCUGAAGCUGAUCAAGGACGUGACUCAGGACACGGAGCACAUUGCGGGGCAGGUUUUCUCCACUGGAGACGUAUACUUCGUGCCGGCUUUCAAUGGACUCUACGCACCCUACUGGCGGAAGGAUGCUCGGGGUAUCAUCUGCGGUUUGACAGCAUUUACGACGAAAAAUCACAUAAUUCGAGCUGCUUUAGAAGCUGUAUGCUUUCAAACAAGAGAUAUCCUGGAGGCCAUGAACAAAGACUGCGGCAUGCCGCUGUCGAAGCUCCACGUGGACGGUCGGAUGACUUCCAACGACCUCCUCAUGCAGCUGCAGGCGGAUCUCACCGGGAUACCCGUGUUGCGUGCGCAGUCGUGGGAUAUGUCCGCGCUGGGCGUGGGCGUGGCGGCGGGCCACGCGGUGGGCGUGUGGGCCAUCGAGCGCUGGCGGCAUCACGCCACACCCACGCACACCUUCCUGCCCACCACCACGGACGAUGACCGCGAUGCGAGAUACACGAAGUGGAAGAUGGCGGUUCAACGGUCGCUGGGCUGGGCGAGUACUAAGAAAUCCAUCACAAUGACAGAAGAGAGAUUCAAGCUAUUGGCGUCAAUUCCUGCUACGCUAUAUCUCAUUGGUAGCUUCACCAUGCUAGUCGUAUCGAAUAUCCUUAAGGAUAGGUGAUAAGUUAAUAAAAUGGUGCGUUUCCACAUAAACUGUUGGCAAUUUCUGUGUUUGCAACUAUUUACAAUUCAUUGUCACAAUUAAUUACACAAUAUUUUUGUUGAUAAAUACAUUUUUCCUACAACAUGUUAUAACACACAAGUUGCCAAGUUUCCUUUUGUGGACAGAGCUUAACAUUUAAGGAGUGAACACACUAGCGCUACCGAGUAGGGAGGGAGUACCGUCUGCACCUAAAUUCCUUCCAAUAAAUGAAAUUGUAUUCGACUUUUAUUGAUUAAUUUUGAGUAUCGAAUGUUUUUUUAUUACUUUUAUUAUCUUUUUAAAAAGGAAAAAAAAACUAUAAGGGUUUGCAUUUAUAAUUUUAUUUAUUUAAAUAUUGAUACUUUUAUAAAAUCUGGAAUAUUCGCUAAUUUUAAUUGUAAAUAAUUAAUUUAUUACUAAAUCGCUUGGAAUCAUGCUAAUAUUAUUUUUAAAGUGUUUACAUUUUUGGUGUUUUGUUUAGUCAAUCGCUAAAUUCUGCUCGUCAAUAAAUAAGACGAGGUUUUUUACAGACAACAUUGGCAACAUUUAAAAGCUUUGUGAAUGAUUAGCACUUUAAGCGCUUACAAAAUAUCUAUGUUUAUGAUGUUUCGCUUGAUCGUAAACGUGUUGUAUCCUUAGAAACUUCGAUAAAUGUUUUUAGCAGUGCCACUGUGUUCGUUCUUUGACAUGUUAUUGUCAAUUUUAAAUAUCUAAUAAAAAAAUGAAAUCCUAUUUAAACUAUAAGAAUGCUCAGACAAUACUUUUUCUAAGUCUUAAUAUUUUUUUAUUCUCACAAUCAAUUACAAUAUGACAUAUUUAGUUAGAAUAUAAAAUUUUGUUAAUUUAUUUGACUAAAUAUUGCAUUUUUUGUUGCCAUAUUAUUAAAAUCUUUUAUACCGAUGUAUGUGUCAUAAAUAAUUUUAUUAAAAAUAUGAUUUUCCCUAAAACUAUAACUGUGAGUAGGUUUUGUAAGCAUUUAUUAAUCAUUAGUCAAUUUUAAAAUAUUCCAGUGUUCGGUUAUAUGAUUGGUGUAAAAUAUUUAUAAUAAUUAUUAGAAUCAAUUGUAUAAUUGUAUCGAGUAGCAUAUAUCCGACUCCAUAGUUAAGAAGUGCUAUGUAUGUACAGUUUGUUUUUGUAUAUGUAAUCGUGUAGACAAUGCCAGCGAAUUGACUAUUCAAAAACCGAUACCAUAAUAGUAAAUUAAUAUUUAAAAUCUCAAAUUGCUUAAUACUAUAUGUAAAUAAUCAAUAUGAUGCCCGCCGCCCGACUCGGAUAUGAAAAUAAUCGAUCAGCGCCAUCUAUUGGUUCUGGGUUGUAACUUAGGCAUUUAAUAUGUUUGUAAGAAAAAUCGUGUUCAAUUUAAUCGCACUACCAUAUAAUGCAGCUCAAUGUUAGAUAUAUAAGAAAGUAUGAUUAAAACAAUUAGUGAUUAUUCUAUCCAAAUAAGAUUGGAAGUGGAUUGAAAAACUACAUUUCGCUAUAUUAUUAUGCCAUUAAUUAACCAAGCACAGUUAAAAAUUUUGAAUAAAAGUUAAAAUAAAAUUCAAAAUAUUUUUUUGUAAACUGUACUUUUAGUGUCAAUUGAUAGGUCAUACUAUCCUUAUGUGGAUCGCUUAAUAACUAAAAUUUCUUCUAUUAUAUUCCCACUUACAUUUACGUAUUCUUUACAUUGUAUAUAGCAUGUCAUAUUUUGUAUUGUAUAAUAAAGUUAUACGACAAACUACUCUACGAUUGAAUUUAGUUGGCAACUCGCUGAAUAUUUUAAUUUUUUAUCUGUAAUAAUUUUUAAUAACUGUUUGUAAGACCUGUUAUUGAUUUGUAACAAAAUCGAAGAAGUGCAAGUUGCCAAGUUCAUUCAACUGCAUAGUAAAAACAUAAUGCACAAAAAUUUAAUAUAUCGAGACGAAUAAAUAUUAAUGAUAAGGUCUUAAAAAUAUUGUUAUCAUAUAUACAUUUAUCGAGUAAGUUAUAAAUGUCAAUAGUCACGAUGAGAUUGAAAUUUUAAGGUCAGAUUUGAAUCUCGAAUUUAAGUGACAUGAUAUGACAUAUAUUGAAUUACAAGCAUUUUUUUUUUAAAUCUAUGCCGUGACUUAAGUGUAAUUUGGGUCAUCACAAUCUAAAAUUUAGAAUAAAUGCUUUGCCUGUCUAUUUUUGAUGUGUAUAACAAUAAAUUGUGACUAUUUCAAGUUUAUUUCAAUGUUAUUAUAAUUAAUGUUGUAAAAUCAUGUUUGACAUUAUCGAUAUAUCCACGCCAUAAAAGAAAAACAAUACUAAAAGUUAGUUUGACAUCCUGUCAUGGAAAUGACAUAUAAUCCAUAUUACUGGGGUUUUAUCUGCAAUCGUCCUUUUCUAUUUGUUUUUUUUUUCGCCGACAUUUCAUAGAUUUUCAAUGUGAUCUACUGACUGAUGUUGCCAAUAAAAAAAUGAUCGCGUGUAAAACCUAAGUAAAAAAAUAUAAAAUAAUAUGUAGGUAUUGUAAUUUGUAUAAAAAGAUCGCAAAAAUUUUAAAAUGUAAUCUAAAAUAUAUUCAUUCCCGUUGUUCAUGCAUUUCGAUCAAAUUAUACCAAAUAAAACUUUAAUUAUGAUUAUUAUGUGAUAUUAAUAUAAAGUAAUUUGAUAUUAUUUUGUAUAAAUUUGUUUUUUUUUUUACGGUACUUAAGUCAGUUUUGGUUUGGGAACAUUUUUGCGUUUAGAGGUUUUUAUAUUAUAAGAUAAAUUUUAUUUAAUUCUUCGAGGUUAUUUCUCAAUUUAAGCGCUUUUUUACUUUAUGUUUUUGUAAUAAAAUUUGGAAUUAUUUCAUCACAACAAUGAUUUUUUUAUAAUGUUAAAUCAAUUUGUUAAUUGUUUAUUUCAGCUCAAUAUGAAUAAAGAAUUUGUUGGUUA